Molecule: messenger RNA, 4792 nt
Organism: Pipra filicauda (Wire-tailed manakin)
Lineage: Eukaryota; Metazoa; Chordata; Aves; Passeriformes; Pipridae
Gene: FIGNL1
Product: fidgetin like 1
Exons: 2
Coding region: 2093-4168 (691 amino acids)
Molecular function (GO): ATP binding; ATP hydrolysis activity; microtubule severing ATPase activity
Source: RefSeq, a predicted model, not a curated record
CGCCGAGGAGCCCUCAAGGCUCCGGGCUCGGCUUCCCGGCGUGGUGAGAGGGGACCCCUCCGCAGCCAGACCCGCGGGGGGCCCUGGGCUGAGGAGCCCCGGGCUGAAGGGCCGUGGCUGCCGGCGGGGCCGCGUCGUCCUGUGCGCGCUGGGCUCAGCCGAUCCCGGGCAGCUUCCCGCCGGGAUUGCUGGCGUGCGGGCUAUGAAUGGGGGGUGUGCCCGUGUGAUUCCCGGUGGUUCCCUGGCCUGCAGGCGGGCGUGCCCCUGGUGUAUCCUGAUGCGCCUGUGUGUGCCAGAAAUUCACUCGUGUCAGUGCUUGAAUAAACCUCCUCCUAACUUCAGGCACUCAGAGGGAAGUACGAUGUCCUUGUCUGGGAACAGCUCCGGCUGAACGUGUGCGCGUUUGACUGUCUCCUAGGGGAGAAAUAGUGAGGCUGUGAGGACAGGUAACAGGGAUUAGAAUAGGGGGAGAGAAUAUGAUACUAGGAGAUACCUCAGAAGUAUAUAAGUGUCUAAAAGGAGGGUAUGAAGAGAAUGGAGCCAGGCUCUUCUCGGUGGUGACAAGAGGCAACUUAUGCCAAGGAAGUUCCACCUAACGUGGGGUGACCGAGCACUGGAACAGAUUGCCCAGAGAGACUGGAGUCUCCCUCACUGGAGAUAUUCAAGAGCUGUGUGGACACAGUCACAACGCACACAGCAAUGUGCUCUGGGAUGACCCUGCUUGAGCAGGGAGGUUGGAUCAGAUAACCCACUGUGUGCCCUGGCAACCUGACCCAUUCUCUGAUUCGGUGAAAAACCAAACUGAAAUUUUAAACUGGCUACCACUGUUCACUUCUUAUGACCUUCCCUCGGUGCUGUGAAGUCUUGUAUGAACAUUGCACCCGUACCUUCAUCUGCACUUGUACAUAGUCUGUAGCUGAUUCAGAAGAAGACUGCAAGUUGACUCAUCCUCUGUUGGAAGAGAUGCAGAAUGUGUGGACCUACUCUUUAAUAGUUUUUGUUUUAAGUAUUCCCUGUCUGGAAUGUGCUUGUACAUAUUGAAGUUAAUAAAAAAAUCCUAUUAACUUACUGAAGUAAAAAAACCCUGGAAAUUAUAUCCCUUAUGGACAGAUAAGGAGAUCAAAAUUACUACAUUAAGAGCUUUCUGCAAACCCUGUUGAGGCAGCGGUAGGUUUCUCUUAAUUUUUUUUGUUCCAGUGGCCUCUGAAAUGAUGCAUUCUUGGUGUUGCUUGCACAUGAUGCUUUGCAGAGGAAGAAGAUACAUCAUAAACAUGAACAAAUCAUAUCAGGUCUUAAAAAAAUGCUUCUUCUGAUCCAAAUGUCAUCUUUACUAUUUCUUUAAGUAAAAAAUCAUUAAAUUUAAAUUCCUCUUUUUAAAACUGAGAAAUAAGCAUUACUUUAAAUAUGCAAGAACUUUGUUUCUCUAAAGUGUAAAAUGGGGACAUUUUAGUGCAUUCUAAAUGAAAUAGUUUUGAACUUGCUGUGAAUCUGUAGAUUACUCUGAAAGUUUACCACACUCAGACUUAUUCAUUCUGCUUUUACCUCCCCUCAGAGACUUUGUGUAUAAUUUUGUUUAUUAGCUUCAUUGUUUCCUUUUUAUUACCAUCACUGUAAUAAACAGUCAUUCUGACAGCGGUGUAUAAUUUGUCCUCCUCUGCACUAUGCCUUAUUCUGUCAAAUAAGAGUGAAAGCACUGGUGAUUUCAUUUAACAAGGCCAAUUUUUGCUUAGCCAUCUGUUACCAUUCUUUGCAGUCUGCUUACCUCCCCAGGAGACCUCUGGUUAGCAGCACAUUCUCUGCUUUUUAUUUCACCCCUCCCUUUUUUUUUCUUCUUCUUUUCUUUUUUCAAACAGGGUAGAAAAGAGAACCUCAAUCUAAAUGCCUUUACACCACAAACCUGGUUGCUUUUUGAAAAUGGCAAAGUGUCGGGACUCCCUGAGUAUCUUGCAACAUCUGCUGCACUGUUCCUCUAAUUGAAAUGUUAUGUUAUGUGUUUCAUGUGCAUGUAUUUAGGAAAGGGGAGAAAUAGCCUGUGCAAAUGUCUGUGAAAUGCAUUUUGUAACUGCAGGUAUUUUCUGUUCCAGCAUCAGUGAUGGAGGCCCCCACCCCCAGCUCCGUGCACCUGAGUGACUGGCAGAGAAGUUACUUUGCUAUUACCUCUGACACCUGCACACCUGCACAGAAGGCAGAUGAGUACCGUGCCAAAAUCCUGCGUAUUCAGUAUGCAUGGGCAAACUCUGAGAUCUCCCAGACCUGUGCUGCCAACCUGUUCAAAAAGUACGCGGAGAAAUACUCUGCAAUUAUUGACUCUGGCAACAUGGAGACUGGCUUGAAUAACUAUGCGGAAAACAUUUUGACUUUGGCAAAGUGUCAGCAGAAUGACAGUGACAAGUGGCAAUCUGCCUUGACAACAGAUAAUGUAUUUGAAUUAAAGUGUGUGCAAGAGAGGAUGCAGGCUGGCAAAAUUUUCCAGAGCUCUCAGAUGGCACCAACAGAUGCCUGUGUACAAGCUGAUAAAGGGGUCAGUGCCUCCGCUGCUCCAGCUCUUUCUAAACUCGGUGUCUUAGGCAGUGCCGGAGAGACUGAGCUCUGUGCUGGCUCAGCAAAAUGUGCAAGUCAGGGACCAGAUCUCCUGGAGCAUCCCUCAUCUUCAAAGUCUCUUCAAAGCCGUGUGCCCCCUGUGACCAAAACUUCAGAUACACUGCUUGCUGCUUCAGCCUCCUUAAGCAAAAGGGUUCAACCAGUUUUCCAGGCAACUCCACUGUUUGGAAGUAAAGAAGCCACAAGUAGUAGUUCUCUGAAAAUGUCAGGUAACUGUUGUGAUGGGCAAAAUUUGUCUCUUUUUAACCAGUCAGCUGCACCUGCUUGGUCUGCAAGUUCUGGGAAAAGAAAAGCAUUCUAUGGUCUGGCUGAUGAAAGCAGCACAGUUAUUCCUAGCCUUGCUCCAUGCCAGCCUCUCAUUAGCACAGAAAACAGUAGUUUUUCAGGGCAUAGAAACAGAAAUGAAGAGAGCAGUGCUCCAGGUUUUAAAACUGCAAAAGAACAGCUGUGGGCGGAUCAGCAAAAGAAAUCUCAGAACCAACCCCAGCGUGCACCAGUCUCAUCAUAUGGAGGUGUAAAAAAAUCUCUGGGUGCAGGCAGGUCUCGGGGUCCAUUUGGCAAGUUUGUUCCUCCAGUUCCAAAGCAAGAUGGAAGUGAAAAUGAAGGAGCACAGUGUAAACCUCACACAAGAGAACCAACAGAUUCAUUGUUGCCUGUAGAUGAACGGCUGAAAAACAUAGAACCAAAAAUGGUUGAGCUCAUUAUGCAUGAGAUCAUGGACCACGGGCCCCCGGUCAACUGGGAUGACAUCGCCGGAGUUGAGUUUGCUAAAGCUACUAUAAAGGAAAUAGUGGUCUGGCCCAUGCUGAGGCCAGACAUCUUCACUGGGUUGCGUGGUCCUCCUAAAGGAAUUCUGCUCUUUGGCCCCCCUGGGACUGGCAAGACUCUCAUAGGCAAGUGCAUUGCAUGCCAGUCUGGAGCAACUUUUUUUAGCAUCAGUGCCUCUUCUUUGACUUCCAAAUGGGUGGGUGAGGGGGAAAAGAUGGUCCGUGCACUGUUUGCUGUGGCACGAUGUCAACAGCCAGCAGUGAUUUUCAUCGAUGAAAUUGAUUCUCUUCUGUCUCAGCGUGGGGAGGGGGAGCAUGAGUCGUCGAGAAGAAUAAAAACUGAAUUUCUGAUCCAGUUAGAUGGGGCAACAACCUCCUCUGAAGAUCGUAUUCUAGUGGUUGGGGCAACCAAUCGACCCCAAGAGAUCGAUGAAGCUGCCCGAAGGAGACUGGUAAAGAGACUGUACAUCCCUCUUCCAGAGGCCUCAGCCAGGAAGCAGAUUGUUACUCGUCUCAUGUCCAAGGAGCACUGCUCCCUAAAUGAAGAGGAAAUUGAACUUAUAGUUAAGAAAUCCGAUGGGUUUUCUGGGGCAGACAUGACACAGCUCUGCCGGGAAGCGUCUCUGGGCCCCAUCCGCAGUCUGCAGUCCAUGGACAUUGCGACCAUCCUACCAGAGCAAGUACGGCCCAUCGCUUUCCUGGAUUUUGAGAGUGCCUUCAGGACUGUGCGGCCCAGCGUCUCCUCCAAGGACCUGGAGCUCUAUGAAACCUGGAACCAAACAUUUGGCUGUGGUAGAUGAACUGCAUCCUGACUGUUGCAGAGGAACAUUCCUUUAAUACUGCCACGUAUUAAACGUGGCAAUUUAGAGUUGUCUGCACUUCUUUUUGUUUCUGUCUGGGAAUUAAACCUUCUUACAUUAUGCAGGCAGAUGUCCAUGCUCUGGCCUGAGGUUUUGCCAGCUGAAAAGACCGUGAGGAACUACUGGUCACAAGAUGAAAAAUUGCUGAACACUGGUAACAGUGAGAAGCUGGCAAAAUUUACAGAUAGCUGCUGUGAAAGAUGGACAAAUUUCACUGAUGUUUAAGGGGGAAUGUGGUCAAACCUCACAUAUAAUUGAAGGGAAUACUGGAGGGAAUCUUGCAAAGCCCACCAUGUUGUAUUGGAAGAGGAUCCAAGUAAUAUCAGAAAUAGCAAUUUUGGGUAGAGAUGUAGCAAAACAGAUUAAUGGGGAAAAGUAGCUAGAAACGCAUUUUUUGGGAGGAGACAGGAGCAGAGGGAGAAAGGGCCAAGGUGGAUGUGGAGUUGCAUGGAAAAAUAAAAGGGGGAAUAAAAGGGGAAAGUCUCUUGAGCAGUGCUCUUGUCAGCCUUGUGACACAUCACUGCAGUCUAUCCCAGCUUCUUAUUAAAAACUUUUUCUGAUGAU